This is a messenger RNA of Python bivittatus (Burmese python), 5333 nucleotides long. NCBI's taxonomy places the organism in Eukaryota, Metazoa, Chordata, Lepidosauria, Squamata, Pythonidae. The record is from RefSeq and is a predicted model, not a curated record.
GACCAAAGAUGUGAAACAGAGGCUGGGUUGUCGGGAAGGAGGUGCAGCUGAAGUAAAGAGUCACCCAUUUUUUAAGAGCAUGAAUUUCAAACGUCUGCAAGCAGGAAUGCUGGAACCCCCUUUCGUCCCUGAUCCGAGAGCAGUGUACUGCAAAGAUGUGUUGGACAUUGAGCAAUUUUCAACUGUCAAGGGAGUGAACCUGGACCAAACUGAUGAUGAUUUCUAUUCCAAGUUUUCUACAGGCUCUGUAUCUAUCCCAUGGCAAAAUGAGAUGAUAGAAACAGAAUGUUUUAAAGAACUAAACGUGUUUGGACCAAAUGGUACUAUCUCACCGGACCUUAACAAAAACUACCCUCCAGAGCCACCGAAGAAAGGAUUGCUGCAUCGAAUAUUUAAACGUCAGCAUCAGAACAAUUCCAAGAGUUCUCCAAACUCAAAGGCCAGUUUAAAUCAUCACAUAAAUUCCAACCACGUCAGCUCAAACUCUACUGGAAGCAGUUAGUUUUUUCUGGCUUGUGAGAACCUGCAUAUCGCAUCCUUCCACUGGUAGCAUAUCAAGCACCAAGGAUGAGACGAGCACCCAUCAUUGAGCUAGAAGAUCAACAGUUUCUAACUGAGGAAGAUUUUUUCUCCCCUCUCUGUUCCUUCCAGGGGAGCUUCCCAUUUUACAAAGAUAUUUACUCUCAGGUCUGUUUUUGGGGGUGGCACUUGAGGUCUUAUGACUCAACAUUGUCUCUGUAGGACACUGCAAUAGAAAUUGGAGGCUGACAACUUGCACGUAUUUAAAAUUGCAUCCUAACUAGAACUGAAUUUUGUCCUUAUUAUUUUUAAAGAAAAGGUUUUGUAAAUUUCUCUAUUGUCUCAGUUUACAUUUUGUACAUUUGUAUUUAAAUGAAAGUCGGACUUGGGGGAUGUAUAUUUUCUGAGCAGCAGCUUGUAAAGCCAUGUGUUUUAAGACUUUUUAGUGUUGUUUUUUUUUUAAAGAAAAACAAAGUGAUCAAUACUUCCAGUCUCAAAAUGAGGGUUUUUUGUUUUUUUGGUUUUGGUUUUGUAAAUAUCGAAAAUUGUACAUAUGUUCCUUUUUCCUAUUGCUUCAGUUGAUACUUUUUUUAUAACUAACUUCAUUUUUGUCUGUCUGUGUGUGUUUGUUUUUGGUUAACGGCAACACUGCAGACUAGUGUCUUCCCUUCCCUCUGUUUUGUUAAAAGCCUUGCAUUUAAUGCAAACUUAGACAUACAAAGUUUGGUGUCUCUAGAGAGGCUAAAAAGCUAUGUCUGAAGUUCAGGAUGUCAUGGGACCAGCAUUGUUGCUAUUUGCACUUUUUGUAGCUAGCCUUUUAUGUUUGUUGCUGAAAAAUCAAACUCUGUUUAAAAUCUCGCAUCACUUUUCCUUCUCUGGGCUGGAAUAUUGGUAGAAAAAGAGUGAGCACACAGUCAUUUGCUCUCAAUAUGGGAAGUCCGACCUUGGCUGCUUCUUUCAAGCAAACAAUAAGAGUCUAUCCAGAUUUCAUUGUUUCUCAAGUUGGUUUCACCUUUAAGCGGGCUUGCACAGAUCAUGGAGAAAUGGCUCUUGGAUCUGCAGAAAUGCCCAUUCAAUUCCUGAGUCUCCACUGCACUGAUCUACAACCAUCUAUUUGCUAAUGUAUUCACUGCAUCCCAGAACAAGAGUACAAUUGGUGUGGUUGGUGUAGUCUGUAUGCCAGCUGGUGCUUCCCAAUACUCCUGCUCUCUUGGAUGUAGCUUCUUUUGCUCUGGCUUCAGUUUAUGAUAUGGCAAAAAUGAAGGGAGUUCAAAAUCAGGAAGCUGAGCUCUUAAUGGGAGCUUCUGUACCUAAUAGAAUUUUUCAGCUGUCCAAUCUUCAUUGUUCUAAGAACUUCAGAGAUACCUGUACCAGUAUCCUUGCCAGUAAUCUGGAAAAAGAUGUAAUAGUUAGAAGAUCUUUAAACAUCUUGGCUACUUUCUGGUUCAUAAGGUGUGAAUGAAUUGCAUGGAUUCUCUUUCCCUGAUUGAGGGAGUCAAACUUUGAACAUUAAGUUAUGAAGAAGGAAGAAUGGUACAAUUUCUUGUGGGGAUGUAAUUCAUAAAUAAUCUGUUUUUUAAUAUUUUGCAGUGCAUUUAUGGAAAAUUUAAGAGCUUUAAACUGCAGAAAUGGAGAUUACAUAAACACCAGUGGAAGCUCACCAUCUAUACCCAGAAUACUACAAACAGUUGUAUCCCACAUCAGUUUUAAAAGGUGGGAUUUCAGAUGGUUUAAUGUCUCUUCGUUCUGUAUUUUUGAUUUCCAGGAAAAUACAGUUUCAAAUAUUCAGUAAUUUUGAGUAUUUCAAAUACUCAAUAAUUUUGAAAGAAAUUUAUCUCAUAUGGCAUCUGAAUCAAUUUUGAAUGUCUGUUUGUCCUUUUAAAUUGGAAAGACAUGGGUCCUUCCCCAGGAAACAGGCUGUGUUUAAACAAAGAUUUAUGAAAUGUAUUAACUGUGGAUUGGAAUAUGCUUGUUUUCUGCAGGUAAUAGUAUUUCGAAGACGGGGGACCUGUUUCCAAGGUUUUGGUCUCAUGACAAAUUUUUAAAGGAUAAACUUAGAUGUUUCAAAAAAUGAGUGGUUGAUGUGAAACAUGUUGAGUUCUUCCUCUCAGGUAUUUUAACAUGUAGCAAAGCCUCCUAUAUCUACAUAAAGUAUUUCCCAUCAAUGACAACAAGGACACCUGAUCAUAUCACAAAGAGAAAGGUGGGAACUCAACACUAGGAAGCCAUUUGCAUUGGCAGCCUGUGACAUUAGAAGCAUUUAAUACUUCUGCCAUAAUCAUUCUUGUGGUCAAGCGUGAUCAAUAAUCUAAACUAUGAAGUCUCUGAAAGUCAGAUGAAAAGAGAGAAAGAUCUGACAUAUACUGCUGCCCAUAUCAAGGGCAUAAAUGCUUCUUUUUGACAUCACCAGUUUAUAAAAAUUCAGCUGUUCAGCAGCACUGGAUAUCCAGCUUUCAAAAGGGUAUGUAAAUGUGUGCAUCUCUUUGUAUUCACACACGCACACGUGAAUUCUCUAAUAUCUCAUACACUCCGAAUAAAAUGAUAGUGACCAAGUACAAUGCCAUACUUAAGUUUUGCAUGUGUAACUUCAUGAGUAAUUCUUAUUGGAACAUCAGCCCCAACUUUCUCUGGUAGGCUGAUAUGUAUGAUUAACUAAUGCAAGGGGUUGAUGUCAGUUAAAAUAUGGGCUGUAUUAAUCUGAAAUGAAGAUCUAGGUAAUUUACCUCUAAAAGAGGACAGUUGUCUUAGAAUUGCUGGUUCUAUAGUAAGGGAUGUUUACAGAAAUCUUUCUAAGUUCUUGAGGGCAGGUCAUCUUUCUUUCAGAUAAUACAGUAAAAGCAAUUUUAAUUUUGAGUGAUCCAUGAAAAAGACAGACAAUGACCACUCUCAGUAAGGAGUAUUUACAGUGUCAUCCACUGAAGGCAGGUAUUUCAUGCAUUAACACUGCUAUUUCUGCCCUCUCAUAUGCUUCUGUCAAAAUACAGAUCACAUCAUAGCCUCUUUUCUCUUCCAGCUCUACUUUCCUUCCACAUUUCCUUUUCAUUAUGAUAACGGUCUCCUAUUUCCCUAGGGCAAUUUCAUUGGAAUGGUGUUCCAGAUAGUAAUAGGCAAAAGCUCAACACAUUUUUGGCAGUCUCAGCAAACAAGAGCAAAACUGAGUUAGGUGGUAGAAAGAAGAUCGACCUUGGGGUUGGGGUGGGGGGGCUAUUUAAGUCUUUUUUAAAAAGGCAUCCAGAAGCUGUGAAUUUUCUUUCAGUGUUUUUCAUCACUAUUUGCAACUUUUUAACAAUAAUGACAGAUACAUUACAGCAAUAAAAACACAACUUAGCUUUGUAUAGAACAUGUUUUUUAUUCUUUUUUUAAAUAUAUAUAUUAAAUUCAAAAUAGCUUGUGGGGUGCUAUAAGACCCUUAAACUGGAACUCUUGUAUUGUUUAAACAUUUUCCCUUUAUAAAUGUUCAAGUAUCUAGAUUAAAUUCUCACCUAAUUUAUAAGAAUCAUGGAACAUAUGCUACUUUUUCAGUUGGCUUAUCUGUCUAUGAAUUAAUUAAAUUAUUUUGCAAUUAUUUAUUGUAUCUCCCUUUGGUAGUCAAAUUGUAGACAGUAACAAAAACAUGAAUUUCUGUGAGGCCAAGCUGUCAUUUGGAUUUUCAUUUCACAAGUCUUAUAAGGGUACAAUAGCAACCUUUCUAUAGUAACCAAGAGGAUAAGCAGUAGGAAGUCUGACAUCAGGUGACAUUGUUAAUAUUAAGAUCAGUAAGUACAUGAAGAAAGGGAUAUAACAUCCAUUCAUCUGCCUUUAUUUAUUCUGAUUAUUUAGGAAUAUAAUUCCAUGACCCCCUUGCCAAGAAAUUCUAAUAUGCAGGUGCACCAUUGUGAAUGAUCUUUCCUCACCUUCUCUAUGUACAAUUGACACUUGGAUUGGCCACUGCGUAGGAAAAUUGGAUAAUCUGUUUGAAGGGAAGGAAUUCUACUUUUUAUAAGAUCAGAAUAUUUGUUUGAUAGUUGAGCUCCAUCUACUAUUUACUACUAGCUGCUACUUGGCUUUUUUUAACUGGAGAUGCUGGGAAUGAACUUAGGAUCUUCUGAGUGAAGCUUAUGUGCUCUGCAAGAAAGUACCUUCCUCCUAAUUCAAUAGUGAUAGGGAGCUUAUGGUUGGGUUCUCCCUCCCCAUUGGAAUGCUCUUUUAUGGUGAAGCACAGUGUCAUAUAUUCAAAGAAAACAGAGGUCAAAAAGAGUCCCAGAUUCCUUAUAUUUUACCAAAUAUGGGUGUGUGUUGUUGGAAGAGCAAUAUUUUUACACUCUUGGGUGCUUGGUGUGGGGUUCUCCUUCUCCUCUUUUGCACAUGCAGAACCAGACACAGCUUGCAGCCUGAUUUCACAUGCAGCUUGACUUUGCCAGGAUGGAACACCUGUAUAAACAUGUCAGAAUUGAAUCAUUCAGAUGUAUCUAAAACAGGGUGGUACUCCAUCUCUGGACAUUGCAACAAUUAUUCUGCAUGUCUGUGACACAGGUGCCAUAAGUUGAGGAUCAAAACAAAGCUAAGUCUGAGAAAGAAGUUUUUAUUUCUGUUUGUGCCAUAACUUGCCAUGGAUGCUUAAGAGAUCCUUGUUUCGUUUUCGAUUUUGUUUUUAAUCUCUACAAGAGGCAGUGGAUAUUACUCCAGAGUUGCAUUUCUGAGUAACUAAUUAUUUUCAUGAACUCAGUUGUAGAUGACUAUAGCAGACUCUUGAUUAAAAUAGUGAGGUCUGUAUUAGUAGUAUAUUUAACACUAAACUUUUAAAAAAUUACAUUUGCACACUACUUCAUGGGUUC